Poecilia reticulata (guppy) is the source of this 2833-nucleotide messenger RNA. RefSeq names its product fibroblast growth factor 11a (gene fgf11a). Gene Ontology annotation, molecular function: growth factor activity. The record is from RefSeq and is a predicted model, not a curated record. NCBI's taxonomy places the organism in Eukaryota, Metazoa, Chordata, Actinopteri, Cyprinodontiformes, Poeciliidae.
GCCUGUGUCACACGCCUUCACCUUGUGCCACCGCUCCAUCUACACGUGCGCUUUCAGAGAGGUCGCCCCCCGACCACUGACUCCUCUCUACACAUUCAUGGACAGACUUGCGCCCCGACCGGACCGGACCACUGUCCCCCUCCGGCGGAGACUCUCGCAUGAGACGCGCAAGUGAUCGGAGGGGUGAUGCCAGGGGAGCUGGAGAGAGAGCCUGGAAUCAAGGCACGCUCCAUUCAUCAAGGACCGCGUCCCUUGACAAGCUUGCAGACCUGAUAACUCGGGCCGGACGGGACUGCUUCUUCUGACUCGUCUUGCUCCGACGCGGUCACGGAUGGAGAAAUUUCACUGGUGAAGGACAGAAGGUGAAGGGGUUGAAAUCUGGACUGAUUUGUGUUUGGGCUCACGAUGUGGCGGAUGGUUCGGUGUCCUUUCGGACUUGGUUGAGCUGAACUUGGCCGGAGCCGGGAGUGCUCUCGGGGGAAUUGGAAAUGGCUCGUCCCAGCAGAAGAUCGGCGACUUCAAACCAAAAAAAUCAUCGAUUUCUUCACCUUCUUCACCUGCUUUCAUCAAACCUGUCUGGGAUUUUGAAGUAGCCACCCUUGUGUUCACAUCUUCAUCCUUAUUUCUUUGGACCGUCCUGAAUCGGAACCACCCCAACGUCUUCGUCCGUUCUGCAGCUUUCCCCUCAGCGGUGCUUCAUCGCCCUGGGUGAGCGGGCGGUGGGGGUGGCCCGAGGAACCCCUGGACACCUGGGCGCCACCGAGCCGCCAAAGGCCGGCGAAGCAGGGUAAGGCUCGGCGCUGGGAAGAUGGCCGCUCUCGCCAGCUCCCUCAUUCGCCAGCGAAGGGAGGUCAAGGACCCCCAAGCAAACCGGCAGAUUGCCAGCAAGCGCAAGCCGUGCCCGAAGAGCAACAAGUCACUCUGCCAGAAACAAAUCCUGAUAUUGAUAUCAAAAGUUCGACUAUGUGGCAGUCGAGGGAGAAAAAUGGAAAAAAGACCGGAGCCCCAGCUGAAGGGCAUCGUCACACGGCUCUACUGCCGACACGGAUUCUACCUCCAGAUGCUGCCGGAUGGCACCAUGGAAGGCACAAAGGACGAAAGCAGCUCCUUUUUGCAGUUCAACUUGAUUCCUGUGGGACUCAGGAUAGUGGCCAUCCAGAGCACCAAGACGGGGCUCUACGUCGCCAUGAACAGCGAGGGCUACCUCUACACAUCGGAACACUUCACGCCGGAGUGCAAGUUUAAGGAGUGCGUCUUUGAGAACUACUACGUCACGUACUCGUCCAUCCUGUACCGGCAGACCCAGUCGGGGCGAGCCUGGUACAUCGGCAUCAACCGGGACGGCCAGGUCAUGAAGGGAAACCGAGUCAAGAAGACCAAGGGUGCUGCUCACUUCCUGCCCAAACUCAUCGAAGUGGCGAUGUACAGGGAGCCCUCCUUACACGACGUCGCCGAACAGAGUCCGCCCAGAAAAACGCCCAAGACCUCCAGUGACUCGCCCGUGCUGAACAACGGCAAGAAAGAAGCUCAGUCCAAAACCAAAACCUCCUCCUAGCACCGAGAGACGGAGGACAGGGUGGACGACGGACAGCAAACCUUGACUCGGGUUGUGGACCUGAAACGUCCGGGUGUCCAAAGGUCCAUGCAGGGGGAUGCUGGGAAAGGGGAAGUCCCCUUUUGUCUUCUACCACACCAGCCCUCCACCUUCUUGCCCUCUACAGUCAGCUGAACCUGGGGUGUAUAAGCAAUAACUCAGUGUAGAGCUGAACAGUGGCCUAGUGUUUUAAAGCAUGUCACCACAGCCUGUCUCACCAGCUGGACGGGCGCCCUCCAGCCGUCACGCCAGCGAGCAACCCUCCCUCCGGUCAACCAAAUAUCCCAGCAAGGUCUUCCUGGUUCCACCGCCACGGGUGCAACGUGCAAAUAUGUCCCCCUGCAGCACAUUCUUCACAAAUGGGUUUUUAUCUCCCUGCAGGGUUUUCUGCUAAUGUUAGCUUGACACAAAGCCAUGUUAAUGUGAGGCUGUCACACUGUUUCCGUUCUGCGGCCAUCUGCUGCGUCCACAUCUUCUGUUUGCGUCAGCAACUUUCAAAUAUGGCCUGAAUUCUCGUCAAACGUGUGUGUGUGUGUGAAUGUGUGUGUGUGUGUGUACAUAUCGCAGUGUUUUCCGUUCUUUUUCACUCACCUUUGGCACAAUUUGAUUAGUUUGUGACAUGGACUCAAUUUUCCACUCUGCGGCACAAUAAAACUCCCUCCCGUCCCUCUGGCUCUGCUAAUGGAGUCAGAGGCUGAUCAGAAUCUUUCGACCCUUAAACAAGCAGCCAAUCACUCCCUCGACACACACACACACACACACUCAGCAACUACACACACACUCAUAUGCAUUCUGUUGUACUUACACAUGAAAAUGAUAUCAUGACCAUUACGAUGACAUGCAUUCGCUCAGUGGCAGCAGGUGUGAUGGAAGACAUAAUGAGUCGUAAUGGAGCUGUUGUGAUUGCAUUGCAAUGGCUUUUCUUUUGCACAAACCCUCCAGGGCAACAUGGCAUCUGCAUGUCAUUGCUGCCAAACUAAAUAUGCUCAUUUUUUAUUUUUUUCUACCAAUCUGAACUGUGUGUUGAGCUGCACAUGCAGAUUAUCGACCACGCUGUCAAAAGGUCAGGCGUUUUGUUGACCCUGCGCUCGUCACUGAGCAUGUUGGAGUCGGUUCAACUCGUCCACAUUAGUUUUAUGGAUGUUUAAAGCCCCACAUCGAUCAGUUAGCGUCCAUGACAACGGAAUGCUGAUGUUUGAUUAUGUUGGUGAUCAGAAAAAUGGCAAUUCAUGCAGCUAU